Messenger RNA from Seminavis robusta, 2048 nucleotides. The record is from the annotation of a GenBank genome assembly. Lineage: Eukaryota; Bacillariophyta; Bacillariophyceae; Naviculales; Naviculaceae.
UCCGAAUGGGACGCUGCGAUAAACUUUUGUCCCCAAUAAUUUGAGCAGGAACAGGAACCAACCGAGGUCUGCUGCUGCGACCACUACCCAUCAGGCAGACAAUCACAUUGUUGUCUUCCGGAUCAAUCCUGGAUCUGUGAUGUUCUCUCAGCAACAGGCAGAUUGGGUAGGACGGAAACGCCGCCCUGAUCGACGCAGCAAAGAGCAUUCCAAUGUUUCCUCCGCCGAGGACAUGGAGUGGUUCCAUGAAAGGAACCACCUGCUGGUGAGUGCUGCUCAUACAACGGAGGGCCCCAGUAGAAAGUCGUAAUAGGAGAGAUGAAGCCACUGUCAUGGUCGAGGAUAGUCGACCUCCCAGCAGUAAUCGAGUGUUCUAUGGUGCCAUGGUCGAUCUUUGGCUGCUUGUUUUGGCUCGUUGGAUCAUUUUUUUGUCCGUUGGGUUGGAUGACGUCAUUCCGGAAGCACCACACUUUCCCGUCAGUGACCCAAUUGAAUUCCCACCUUCCACGACGGACAUGAACGUGGAAGGCAUGUGCAUGAACAUGUGCGUACAACCACCGUACCGGUACGGGUAAUUAUUUCCCAGGACCUCUGUGCAGGCACGGACUGACUUCGAUGGUGGUUUCUCAAUGACAGUUGGAAGACCAAUGCCAUCCAUCAUCAUGCAUCUCACAAGCGCAGUGGGUGGGUAAACAUGGUGGUAACGAAGUGGGUUCGUGUCCGUUAAUGUUCUAGAAGCUUCGAAUUUCCGAUCUUGUGAGAGGCACAAAGACCAGCGGCACUACUUUGGAGCAAAGAACAAGGACAAGAAUUGGUUGGCCGACAGGUUGGACAAUAUUCAAGAUGAGAUUCAUGGCGACGAUGUGCUCAAUACAGAUUGCAACUCCAGUGGACGUGUGGAAUGAGUUUUUGGCGUCCAAUGAUUUCAAGAUGGCGAAACAGCUCUACAAGGCAUCUUGCAAUCUCGAGAACCAGUCAAGAAGGAAGCAAAAGCUCCCAACCAAGCGACGAUUCCCACUGCUACCUGACAAUAAGACUUGCUGGCACAAGGCCCUUGCAAGAGCCUGUGAAUUGUGGACGAUGCUUCGAGAAUGCAAAAGGUCGAAACCUCACCAGCCAGAGUAUACUAGCGCCUACAAAACCAAUCAAGGAGACUUGGUCAUGCUUGCAUCCAACUUUGUGGAUGAGUUGAAGGAAAACAUGUGGUCAACACUCUCCUUCCUCAUGAAGGGCACCUAUUAUGUUGACAAUGACAUUCCAUUGUCACGGCUCUUGACAGAAGAACCAAACAAGUUUUUGCUGCAUGCGGCAAUUGCAUCCACGUCAUCCUGUAAGGCAUACUCCAGCUACAGAUUCCAAGAGCCAGUGUUCCUUCGGGUACUGAAGCUUCACCGUGACCAGCUCACAGUGGCAGGCCCCGUUGGCAAUCACCUUCCAAUCCACAUUGCUGCCAGCAACCCAGGAAGAUUGCUCCAAGAUACCAUUACUUUCUCGGAUGGAUACACUCUCUUGGUAUGCAAGACUAUUGAUGGAACUAUGCUAGAGACCAUUGUGAAUGCCAGUCCAUUCUCGGCAGUGGCCACUCGAGAUGCCAGUGGCAUGUUGCCCUUGCAGUUGGCUUGUCAGAAUGGUCACUCUUGGAUGUAUGGAUUGGAAAAGCUGGCUCAGGCGGCUUCCAAAGCGGUAGGAAGCGCCUGUCUCUUGUUGGCUGUUACCACCAGUGUCGCUGGUCGCAAGAGCUUUGAACUAGAAUGCACUUGGUGGCACAAGAUGACGGGUGCAGAAAAGGAUGGAAAGCGCGUGGACCGGAUUAUGAGGCAGAGCUAUGUUGCGUCGGAGGACCGCUGUUACUACGAGAGUCGAAAGGGACAAGUGGAUUCUUUGGAUUCCCUGUACUGUUUGAUUCGUUCCAAUCCUGCUGCAUUCCUCACUGCUAUUCGAUCAUGACCCUUUUGUUGCGUAGUAGUAAUGUUAUUGUAGUAGAUAACUCCAGUUUUGUUUGAUUCCCCAUUGCUUCAUUCAUUCUUCACUCCCCACCAACCGUUUGU